UAAAGCUGUAUUGAGUGUUUGGGAACACACAUCUCUUCCUAUGGCUCGAACACUUCGCGUCUCAUGGCUUUUCUUCAUGCUUAUUUUCCUUUUGGUGGGACUGCAAGGAGAACCAGCACAGAGACCAAACCAGAGGAGCAUCAGCAAUGAACAGCCUCGUAUGCUGUCGGAUGACGGUCACCUCGUCUUCACAACUGGUCAAAAUAAAGAAAUCCGCUUCCAGACAUCAGCAUCAGGACGCGUUAAAGUGAAUAACGAGGACCUCACACAACUUUUGACUCAGAUAAAAACCAACAAAGAAGACAUUAAUGAUAUCAAGGCUAAUGGAGGUGCUGUUCCCCCUGAAAUCACCAACAAACUCAACCAGCUUGAUACCAAGGUUACAGACCUUCAGCACAGAGUGGCAGCAGUUGAAGUGACAGUCAGCAAGGUGUCCUGCACCAGUAAUCCUUGUCAGAAUGGAGGAACAUGUCUGAAUCUACUCAACUCCUUCCACUGUGUGUGUCCAACCAACUGGGCUGGUCCUAACUGUGCAACGGAUGUGAAUGAGUGUCAGGUGUAUUCAGGAACAUCUCAGAGUUGUCAGAAUGGAGCAACUUGUGUCAACACACCUGGAUCAUUCACGUGUACCUGUCUUCCAGAAUGGUCCGGGCUCCUCUGCUCAGUGCGAUAUGAUGACUGCAGGAAUGCAGGACAGGACUUGUGUGUACAUGGUACAUGUAUUGAUGCAGACCGAGUCGUGGCUGGACAGCCCAAAUAUCAGUGCAUCUGUGAGAGUGGCUGGGAGGCUCCGGCUGGUAACCCGUCCUGUGUGGCUGAUGUUAAUGAGUGUAACCUCCCCAACAAACCCUGCUCCACCAACCCUGCUGUUCCCUGCUACAACACUCAGGGUUCCUUCUACUGUGGAACCUGUCCAGCUGGUUGGCAGGGCAACGGCUACAGCUGUCAGGAUGUGGACGAAUGUUUGACCAACAAUGGUGGCUGCUCUAAUGCUCCAGUGGUGCAGUGCCUGAACACCAUGGGCUCCUUCCACUGUGGCCCUUGUCCUCCAGGUUAUGAGGGUAAUGGGAUAACUUGCACUCAGACCAAUAUCUGUGCGAGCAACAAUGGAGGCUGUCAUCCUCUUGCUACUUGCUCCUCCACCGCAGGCACAAGCCUCCCGAUAUGCACCUGCCCUCCAGGCUACAUAGGAAACGGUUAUGGACCGACUGGUUGCACCCAGACCAGCAACAUCUGUCAGACCAACAACCCCUGUGUCAAUGGACAGUGUGCCACCACCUCAGCUCCUGGCUAUAUCUGCAACUGCAACUCUGGCUGGCAAGGAGUCAACUGUGACCAGAGCGUCAAUGAAUGCUUGAGCAACCCCUGUCAGAAUGGAGGAACCUGCAAUGACGCCGUUAAUGGAUUCACAUGUACCUGCACUGCCCAGUGGACUGGCCCACUCUGCCAGACGGCACAGCAAGUGUGUGGAGGUUACCUGAGUGGCCCUGCUGGUUCCUUCAGUUAUCCCAACACACCAGGUCAUGAUGAGUAUGAUCACCAGGUCAGCUGUGCCUGGGUGAUCCGCAUCGAGCCAGACAAGAUUCUGCGUAUUACCUUUCCUUUCUUUCACCUGGAGAACAGCGCCAACUGCAACUACGACUUCCUUCAGAUCCAUGACGGGGACAGUGCCUCUGCUUACAUGAUUGGAAAAUACUGUGGUGAAAAUAACCCACAGGAGCUCUUCAGCUCCCACAAUUCUUUGUACUUCUGGUUUCGCUCAGACCACUCUGUCAGUGCUGGUGGCUUCACUGUUGCUUGGCAGUCUCAGGACCCAGUUUGUGGAGGUGAACUCACUGCCCCCUUUGGAAACAUUAACUCACCUGGUUACCCUGGAAACUAUCCACCGAGCCGAGACUGCUACUGGACAGUGACAGUGGAGCCCAGCCUGCUCAUUACCUUUGCAUUCGGGACUCUCAGUCUUGAGCAUCACCCUGACUGCAAUUUUGACUUUCUGGAGAUCCGGGAUGGUCUACUACCUGAGGACCAAGUUCUGGGAAAGUACUGCAGUACUGCAUCACCUCCUCCCUUGCAGACCACCGGCCCAAUGGCAUGGAUCCACUUCCACUCUGACUAUAGUGUCUCUGACCGAGGCUUCCACAUCGUAUACACAACAUCACCAAGUGACCCUGGUUGUGGAGGUACCUUCACUGAGAGUGAGGGCGUCAUCAUCUCCCCUAACUGGCCCAACGACUACGCCCACAACCGCCAGUGUAUCUAUUUGAUCAGGUUGCCAGUUGGUGAGAAGGUAUCCCUCAACUUCACUGACAUGAACGUGGAAUCUCACAGCACCUGCACUUUUGAUUACGUGGAGGUUCGUGAUGGCAGAAUGGAAACUGAUCCUCUAAUAGGGAAGUACUGUGGCAGCUCCCUGCCUGCUCCCAUCCUCUCGUCCUCCAACUCUCUGUGGAUUCGUUUCAGGUCUGACAGUUCAGUCAGCCGGGCUGGUUUCAGGGCCGUCUACACAGUUGCUUGUGGAGGUACUUUGUCUGGAACUGGGGAGUUACGCUCUCCCUUUCACCCCAACUCUUAUCCCCACAACAAGGUGUGUGAGUGGGUCAUUAACCAGCCAGAGGGCUAUGUGGUCACCCUCAACUUCCUCUCAUUUGAUGUCGAGGGAAACUCCUGCCGUUAUGACUUUGUUGAAGUCAGGGAUGGCUCCACUCCUAGCUCUCCUCUAUUGGGAACAUUUUGUGGUGUUCAGAUGCCUCCUCGGCUCCAGUCGACUCAGAAGUCUAUGUACAUCCGCUUCAAGACCGACUCCUCCGUCAGCAACCACGGCUUCGAGGCAGCCUAUGGCUCUGCCCUGGAAGGCUGUGGUGAUACCCUGACCAGUCCUUCAGGCACCAUCACCAGUCCUGGCCACCCCACCAGCUACCCCCAUGGUGCCAACUGUACCUGGUUCAUCAGUGUAACCCCUGGCAACCUGAUCCGGCUCUCCUUUGACUCCUUCAACCUGGAGUACCACGUCAACUGUAACUUUGAUUACCUGGAGGUGUACGACAAUGGCACUGUGCAGACUGGAACCAAGAUCGGCAGGUACUGUGGGCGUUCAGUGCCUCCAUCCAUCACCAGUACUGACAGCGUGCUGACUCUGCUGUUUGUGUCGGACACAAGUUUAGUUUCAGAGGGAUUCUCUGCAAACUAUGUCUCAUUCAAUGCCACCACAGACUGUAGUGAGACCUUCACCGCCCCUACGGGGUCCUUCUUUUCACCCAACUACCCUGCCUACUACCCCAACAACAGAGAUUGCAUCUUCAAGAUCAUUGUGCAAGUCAACAUGCAGAUCAUGCUGAACUUCACUAACUUUGACCUGGAGGGCUCCCCUCCUAACUGUAACUUUGACUUUAUCGAAAUCAGGGAUGGUGGCUUUGAGACGUCUCCCCUGAUUGGACGGUACUGUUCUAAUCAGAGGCCUCCGGUCCUGGUUUCCCAUAGCAACCGCCUUUGGGUUAGAUUCCGCUCAGAUAGCAGCAUCACACGUCCGGGAUUCACUGCCCACUGGGACGGCACAGAGACUGGCUGUGGAGGGAUGUUGACGACAGCAUCUGGAGGCUUCUCCUCCCCUAACUACCCGUUGCCCUACCAUCCUAAUGUUGAGUGCUACUGGACCAUCAGGACCAGCCAGGGCAGCCAGCUCCACCUCUCCUUCCCUGAUUUCCACCUGGAGUCCAGCUCCACCUGCUCUUUUGAUUACCUGGCUGUGUAUGAUGGGAACAGCAGCAGUGCUCCAGAGCUGGCCAGGUUGUGUGGUGCUCAGCUGCCCAGCACCAUCAACUCUUCCAGCAAUCAGCUCUUCGUCAAACUACGCACCGACAACAGCGUUGCUGCAGGAGGAUUCAUUGCAUCGUACAGCUCCAAAUGCCGUGACAUUCUUAUCUCGGGCAGACCCAGAGGAGUUUUGGAGUCACUGAACUUUCCCAACAACUAUGCAGAAAACUCGUACUGCAGCUGGACCAUCCAGGCCACCACUGGAAACACUGUCAACUACACCUUCACUACCUUCCAGCUGGAGGCCACCUCCAUCAGUUGUAACUAUGAUUACCUCAAGCUCUAUGAUGGACCUAACACACAAGGCCGUCUCAUCGGUACCUUCUGUGGAUACACCCCGCCCCCGGCCAACACCACCACCAGCUCAGCUCUCACCGUGGUCUUCAGAUCAGACAAUUCUGUGUCCCUGUCUGGCUUCCAGAUGAUGUGGUACCAGAAUGGUUGUGGUGGGGAACUCUCUGGUUCCAGUGGCUCAUUCAACAGCCCAGACUACCCCAACAGGUACCCAGAGAACAGGGAGUGUAUCUGGUAUAUCAGCACAGCAGCUGGCAGCAGCAUCACCCUCACCAUCCACGAGUUUGAUGUGGAGUUCCACCAAGACUGCAACUACGAUGUGCUAGAAGUGUAUGGGGGCCCAGACCUGUUGGCCCCUCAGCUGACCAAGCUCUGCAGCACCACAACCAGCCCCAUGCAGGUCUCCAGCACUGGCAACCUGCUCACAGUUCGCUUCAAGUCUGAUGAAUACGUCAGUGGUCGAGGGUUUAAUGCAAGCUGGGCUGAAGUUCAAGGAGGCUGUGGAGGCCCAGUCACUGCUCCGUCAGGGGAGAUCCACUCACCUUCCUAUCCCAGCAGCUAUCCCACCAACGUGGACUGUUCCUGGGUCAUCAGCGUGACUCCCAAUCACCGAGUCUUCUUCAACUUCUCCGACAUGGACAUUGAACCUCACAGCAGCUGCUCCUGGGACUACGUGGCUAUCCAUGAUGGUCCAACCAUUUCUUCUCCUCUGCUUGCUCGUGUGUGUGGCACCAGCCUUCCUCCCUCCAUCACCUCCACCCAGAGCACCAUCUAUGUCCGCUUCAGGUCCGACUCCAGCCGCAACCACCGGGGUUUCAGCGCUCGCUUCUCUGAGGCUUGUGGUGCAACCAUUACAAGCGAUGAUACUGGUGGGGCCAUCGCCUCGCCACGGUACCCGUCACCAUAUCCAAAUAAUCAGAACUGUAGUUGGAUCAUCAGAGCUCAGGAACCAUUCAACCAUGUGACCCUGUCGUUCACUGACUUUGAGUUAGAGAUGGUUUACUCCAACUGCUCACAUGAUGCUGUCGAGAUCCUGGAUGGAGACAACUACCAGGCGCCUUCUAUAGGGCGCUACUGUGGCACUGAACUACCUCACCCGGUAACAUCCUUCAGUAAUGCCUUGGUGGUCAACUUCAUCUCCGACCAGUCCGUCUCCAGAAAAGGGUUCAGAGCCACCUACUCAGCAUCCACCUCCAGUUGUGGAGGAGAUCUAAUGAUGGAGAGUGGUGCAUUUAACAGCCCCAACUAUCCCGAUGCUUAUCCACCUAAUGUGGAGUGUGUGUGGACCAUCACAAGCUCACCAGGGAAUCGUCUUCAGCUCUCAUUUAUUAUGUUUCACCUGCAGGAAGGCUCUGGCUGUCAGAAUGACUAUGUGGAGAUCAGAGAGGGAGACUCCACCGGGCCUCUGGUUGGUCGCUUCUGUGGGAACUCCCUCCCCUCCAACUACACGUCUGUGAUCGGUCAUGUCCUCUGGGUUAAGUUUGUGUCAGAUGCGCUCAUCAGCGGAGCAGGAUUCAGAGCCACCUUCUCACACUUGUAUGGAAAUGAUUUGGUGGGGGAGUCUGGUCAGAUAGCGUCCCCACUCUAUCCCAGGACGUACCCCAAUAAUGCCCAUUAUCGCUGGACCAUAACUGUGGAGGGCGACAGCUAUAUCCAGAUCCGCUUUCUGGACAUGGACAUAGAGGACCUGCAUGACUGCUACUAUGACCAUCUCAAAGUUUUUGAUGGCCCCAGUGUCCAUUACUACCCCAUGGGAACAUUCUGUGGUCUGGGCCUGCCUCAUCCACUAAGGAGUUCUGGCAGCACCGUCACCCUGCAGUUCGUGAGUGAUACAGUGGUGGGAGGACGAGGUUUCCUGGUGGAGUGGACUGCUGUCCAGGACUCUGGACCGCCACCCACUAUCCCACCAGGUGCAUGUGGUGGAGUGCUUAUGACAGGAGAAACUCCUGGCUUCCUCUUUUCUCCUGCCUGGCCUGAAAACUACCCUACUGACCAGGAAUGUACCUGGCUGAUACGUUCUCCAGACUCAACUGUGGAGCUGAACAUCUUGUAUGUGGACAUGGAGGACUACCCCAACUGCUACUUUGACAGUCUGGUCAUCAGAGACGGUGCGAGCAGUCUAUCCCCCCUUCUGGCCACUGUGUGUGGUCGGGAACCUCCAUCUUCUCUCCACUCAACAGGAGACUCCAUGUACAUCCACUUCUCCUCAGACAGCAGCGUCAGUGGCCGAGGCUUUAAUGCCUCAUACUCCAAAGGUUGUGGUGGCCUCUUCCAUGUGGACCGCGGCGUGCUGAGCAGUCCCCGCUACCCCCAGAACUACCUGCCUGGUCAGGACUGUAGCUGGCAUGUGAUGGUGACGCCUGGCUUCAGGGUGUCAGUCACCUUCCAGAGCCCCUUCCAGAUUCAAGGCUAUGGAACUGGCUGCAGUUCAGGAGACUACCUGGAGGUCAGGAAUGGUCCCGAUGGUUCAUCUCCACUACUGGGGGGCCGUCUCUGUGGUUCCAGUCCACCAUCCCUCCUCCAGUCUACUGACAACCACCUCUUUAUACGCUUUGUGUCUGAUGCCAGCAAUGAAGCCAGUGGCUUUAAGCUGACCUUUGAGGCCCACAGUCAGGCAUGUGGAGGUUUCAUAGAGCUGGAUGAUAAUGAUCCACCAGGGUACAUCACUUCACCUAACUACCCUCAGAACUACCCCCAGAACAUGGACUGUGUCUGGGUCAUAACUGUGCCGAAUGGAGAAGCUGUGCAAAUCGACUUUGAGGACGAGUUCUACAUUGAGCCCACAUCCAGCUGUGUGUAUGACUACUUGGAGUUGCGUGACGGCUCGACUCUCAACGAUGGCUUGAUUUCCCGCCUCUGUGGCAACACCAGACCAUCCACCCAACAUUCAACAGGUUCCUCCAUGCUGCUCAGGUUUAGAACCGACACCAGCGUCACGCACAAAGGCUUCAAGGCAAAGUACUCCAUAGCAUUAUGUGGAGGUACCUACAUAGGUCAGGGAGGGACGAUCCGCAGCCCUGGCUUCCCAGGAUCCAACUAUCCUGACAGCUCUAACUGUGAGUGGUACCUGGAGGGCCCCACAGGACACUACCUCACCCUGAGCUACGACAGCUUCAGCCUGCAGAGCUCUUCAGGAUGCUCUGCCGACUAUGUGGAGAUCAGAGAGUACAAUGCCUCAGGGCGCCUACUUGGCCGACACUGUGGCAGUAACGUCCCGGCUUCUAUCGACACAUCCGACAGUUUCGCCUACGUCAGAUUCGUCAGUGACACCAGCAGCAAUGCACCUGGCUUCAGCCUGACGUUUGAAGCCAGCGUUGAAGUCUGUGGAGGUGAGCUGAAUGCUCCCUCAGGAACGAUCUCCUCCCCCAAUUACCCCAACCUGUACCCACACAGCCGGCUGUGUCGCUGGGAGCUGGUGGUGUCACCGGGUCGCCGGGUCACUCUCACCAUCAAUGACCUGCAGCUGGAAGACUCCGGUACUUCCUGUGUAUAUGACUAUGUUGAGAUACGGAACGGUUUGGCAGCUGAUGCUCCUCGCCUGCAGAGAUUCUGUGGUACGGUACCAGCAGGAACUCAGGUCCACUCCUCAGGCAACACCAUGACUGUUCUGUUCCGAACCGAUUCUUCUGUGUCCAGUGGUGGCUUCAUGGCGUAUUAUUCCUCUGAGCUGCCUGCAGUGUGUGGUGGAGUCCUGAACAACCCAGCAGGCGGGAACUUUACUUCCCCUGGGUACCUGGUGUCCAACUACAGUAGCAACCUCAACUGUGAGUGGCUGAUCCAGAACCCACAGCACGUCAAUUCCUCUGUUGUGGUGCUGAUAGAAGACUUCCACCUGGAGCACCACCAGACCUGUGACUCGGACUACCUCCAGUUCCGCUUAGGUGACUCAGAUGGGGAGCUCUUGGCCAAACUUUGUGGGCAAACUGCCCUCAACAUUCCCAUUGUGGUCUUUACCCCAGAGCUCUGGGUCCAUUUCCAGACUGAUGCCUACCAGGGAGACCUGGGCUUCAAGGCCAAGUACUUGUUCUCUGAGUGUGGAGGCUGGCAGACAGGUGAAGGAGGGGUGCUAUCCAGUCCUAACUAUCCCAACAUUUAUCCUGGUCCCAGUCGAUGUGCGUGGCUGCUUGAGGCCCCAGUGGGCCACACUAUUAAGCUAACCUUCAGCUACUUCAACCUGGAGCCCCACUCUCAAUGUGGCUGGGACUCUGUCACCAUCUUCAAUGGAGGAUCCCCUGGCUCCCCUGUUAUUGGCCAGUACUGUGGGACCACCUCCCCGGGAACCAUCCAGUCAGGAUCCAACAAGCUAGCUGUAGUCUUCCUGGCAGAUCAUAGUGUGUCCAGAGGAGGCUUUCUGGCGUCCUGGUCUGCUGAUUCCUCAGGCUGUGGAGGGGUGAUCCAUGCUGAUUCAGGGUCAUUCAAGUCUCCAAACUAUCCCCAGAACUUCCCUGCCAAUGUUGAAUGUUCGUGGCGUAUUAUUGCCCAUGAGGGGAACCACCUGGAGAUGAGCUUCAACAGUGAUUUUCAGAUUCCAGACAGCACGGGGACCUGCCAGAGCAGCUAUGUCAAGGUGUGGUCAGGUCAAACCCAAAAUACUGAGGCUCUGCUGUCAACAGGCUGUGGCUCAGUGGCCCCAGCCCCCAUCAUUGCUCCAAAUAACAUCAUUACAAGCCGGUUCCAGAGCACUGGAUCCCCUGGGAGAGGUUUCUCAGCCUCAUUCAGCACACGGUGCGGCGCAAACUUCACAGCUCCCGAGGGUCGUGUGGUUUCUCCAAAUUAUCCAGCAGACUAUCCUAACAACUCCAAUUGCAACUACACCAUCGAUGCUGGAGAUCAGACUGUGGUCGUACUCACCUUUCAAUCCUUCCAAGUAGAAGCCCAUUCCACCUGUCAGUAUGAUGGAGUUAAGAUCUACAGCCUGGCUACCGGUUCUAUUACUGCCACUGUGUGUGGUAGCAGCAUCCCGGGGCCCUUCUUCACCUUUGGCCCCAUGUUACUCAACUUCUACUCUGACUCUGUAGUCCCUGACAAGGGCUUCAUGGCAGAAUACAGAGCCAUUCCAUGUGGUGGUUUCUUCAACAGCACUAUGGGUACAGUGAGCAGUCCAGCACUCUCCAUGACCAACUACCACCACAACAUCAAUUGCACCUACCACAUCAUGGUCCGGGCAAACAGAGUGGUGGAUCUCAAGUUUAACACCUUCCACCUGGAAGCAUCUUCCUCCUGUCGUUAUGACUAUGUUGCGGUGUAUGAUGGGCAGGACACCUUGGCACCUUUGCUGGGGAAAUUCUGCGGAGCUGUCCUCCCACCCAACUUGCGCUCCACUACCAACCAGCUGUUCAUUGUCUUCAGGACAGACGCCUCAGUGAGCGGGGUUGGCUGGAGGGCUGUGUACAGCGAGACACUUGGUCCAGCACAGGGAUGUGGUGGCUACUUGUCCAUGCCGAUGGGCAUGCUUGGCUCGCCAGAUCCAAACCUGGACGGGCGCUAUGAACCCAAUAUGGACUGCAUGUGGACCAUUGAGAUGCCAGUCAACAAGGCUAUCAACCUGACCUUUACCUCCUUUGAACUGGAGAGCUCCUCUACUUGCCGCUACGACUAUGUCAAAGUGUAUGAUGGUGACAACAUUAACUUCCCUCUGGUUGGAGCAUAUUGUGGAAACUUCAUCCCUUCUUAUUUUGUAUCAAGUGGAAACUUCCUUACCGUUCACUUCGUCACUGAUAACUCAGUACAUAGACGAGGCUUCAAUGCUACCUACAGAUCUGUGCCAUUGGUUUGCGGUGGGACUGUGAAUGCUACGACCAGCGUUCAGACCCUGACCUCGCCUUCCUUCCCCAGUACCUACCCUCCUUACACAUCCUGCCGCUGGAUCCUGGACGCUCCGGCCCAGGAAACCAUCCGGGUGUCCAUUGGGACCUUUGUCCUCCAGCCCAGCCAGAGCUGCUCCACAAACUACCUGGAGAUGAAGGACUGGCCUCUGGGAGAUUAUGGUCAGUCACAUAAAUUCUGUGCAUCAGAUGAGCAUCCUGUAGACUUCUACAGCUACGGCAGAACAACCCUCGUACAUUUCAAAUCCGACGCUUUCAUCGCAGGAAACGGCCUGAGUUUCACCUUUCAGAUUGCUGGCUGUAGCCGAACCUACGAACAGGAAUAUGGCUAUCUGAAGAGUCCUGGCUGGCCCGACGUUUACCCCCACAACAUGGACUGCAUCAUCAUCCUGAAGGCUCCACAGAACAGCUACAUCUCCUUCUUUUUCAACAGUUUUGAUGUGGAGAGCCACAGCCAGUGUGAAUUUGACUAUCUGGAGAUUCGUAAUGGCAGUACAUCAAGCUCACCACUGAUUGGUCGUUUCUGUGGCAACACCUUGCCAAGCCCCAUCUUUCCACAAUCCAAUCAACUCUACUUACGCUUCAAGAGUGACUACUCCGCCAGCCGUGACGGCUUUGAGGCCACGUGGACAUCCUCCCCUCAUGGUUGUGGUGGUACUCUGUAUGGAGACCAUGGCUCGUUCUCCAGUCCCAACUACCCAGGAACAUAUCCCAACAACACCCACUGUGAAUGGGGCAUCAGAGCACCGAGAGGCCGUGUGGUGACCGUCACCUUUGCCCAGAUCAGUAUUGACGACCCUGGAGAUUGCCAGAACAACUUCUUGAAGUUGUAUAAUGGCCCAGACACCUCCUCGCUGCCUGUUGGACCCUACUGUGGGAUGGAAACCAACAUCGCUCCAUUCACAGCCUCGUCACAUCACGUUUACAUCGUUUUCCAAGCCCAGUACUCCACCCUGCCUUCAGGGUUCAGACUCACCUGGAGCAGCUGAACACACACACACACACACACACACACACACAUACACGCAAUAAGUUGCAGAUUUUUUUCCUAAUCACGUGUGGAUUUUCAAA
Centropristis striata (black sea bass) is the source of this 11000-nucleotide messenger RNA. RefSeq names its product cubilin (intrinsic factor-cobalamin receptor) (gene cubn). Gene Ontology annotation, molecular function: calcium ion binding. NCBI's taxonomy places the organism in Eukaryota, Metazoa, Chordata, Actinopteri, Perciformes, Serranidae. Bases 41 to 10918 code for a protein of 3625 amino acids. The transcript has 67 exons. The record is from RefSeq and is a predicted model, not a curated record.